UUAUUAGGGCAGCCCUCGUUCAGAGAGAUAGAGAAUGGCAGAAGCCACUGCUUCGAGGCUCUUCCUUCUCCUCCUGCUCUGCAUCUCCGCCGGUGAGCUCACCUCCGGCGCCACCUCCUCCACCGAUUUCGUCCGCUCCUCCUGCGGCAGCACCAGCUACCCGGCACUCUGCGUCAAGUGCCUCUCCGCCUACGCCCCCUCCGUCCGCCGCAGCCCCCGCGAGCUCGCCCGGGCCGCCCUCACCGUCAGCGCCGACCGGGCCCGGUCCGUCUCCGCCUACGUAGCCCGCCUCUCGGCCGGCGGCGGCGGCUCCAAGGCCAUCAAGGCCCGCGAGGCCGGCGCCGUCCGGGACUGCCUGGACAACUUGGCCGACAGCGUGGACCGGCUCCGGGACUCGUUCCAGGAGCUGGGCCGGCUCGGCCGAGCCGGCUCGGACCGGUUCAUGUGGCACCUCAACAACGUCCAGACCUGGUCCAGCGCCGCCCUCACCGACGAGAACACUUGCUUGGAUAGCCUGUCGCAGUACGGGUCCGGUGGUGCAAGGGAAACCAUCAGGAAGAAGGUGGUCGAGGUGGCCCAGCUCACCAGCAAUGCUCUGGUCCUUGUGAACCGGCUCGGUCCAAACUAGUGAACCGGCUCAGUUCGUAUGGGUUUGCCAUGCUUUCUCCAGCUAUCUGAAGAAAUAUGUUCUACUGUAUUUUGUUGUGUUGUCGUUGCUUACCAAUUCCUUGGUUGUUCCGCUUCCAUUAGAAGAUCACGAUGAAUGUGUGGUAGAAGAGUGCAUGUAAAAUAGGAGCAAAGUUUUAAAAGUCGUAUAUGACCAACAUUAUGGUUGUGGGAUCUAUAUAAAGUGCAUAAAAAGAUGCUACUCUCUC
Messenger RNA from Phoenix dactylifera (date palm), 875 nucleotides. The record is from RefSeq and is a predicted model, not a curated record. NCBI's taxonomy places the organism in Eukaryota, Viridiplantae, Streptophyta, Magnoliopsida, Arecales, Arecaceae.